Symbiodinium natans is the source of this 1167-nucleotide messenger RNA. The record is from the annotation of a GenBank genome assembly. Lineage: Eukaryota; Dinophyceae; Suessiales; Symbiodiniaceae.
AUGGUGGAAGACAUGUUCUUCCGAAACGCUGGCAUUGCCAGUGGUCUUUGCUUUGCACUCCGUGACAUCAGUGCCAUGGCCGAGAGAAGGUGGCAAAGACGUACUGCACAGGACCACCCAAUCGAUUUGAAGGUGCCCGCGUUCAAUUGGAAGCAUUGGCAGUCCAGGGCUUCGGGGCUUCAAGGGCUAAGUGCCUAUCGCCGAUGUUGUGUCUCCGGAAACAGCCAGAGCUUUCUGACGGCUCAGGUGGGUCCUUUCAAUGAAACUCCCAGUCUCAUGUGCGCCCUGGGCCGGUUGUCUUGGGAUCGGCUUGCGAAUCUGAGGCUUGCAAAUGUGCGGCUGCGGCAGAUCAAAGCCAUCCGCUGGUCCCACUUCCCCGGAGGAAUGCUGGUCUCCAGCCUCUUCACCCUGUGCCUGACCAGCAGCCUCGUCGGGCUGAGAAGGGUGCACGUGCCAAUGGUUGUCGUUGGCAAGAACUUGGGCCCCUUCUGCACUGCGAUCCUCGAGUCGCUGCUGUUAGAGGCCUGGAGGGGACGGCAGCCGAUGAUAGAGCAGCGUGAUGAAUUCCUCAUAUUCCUCGAUCCGGGUGCUGGGAAGUACACUGUAUGCCAUGGGCGACGCGAACUCCGACACCUGGUCUGCGACAAGUUCUUCCGGGAUUCGGUGGCUGAGAGACUGAAAUGGGUUCUUCGAGACGCUGCCCUCUUUGCCGCAGCCGAGGACCUGGAAGGCGUUUUCCUGGUAGGGCUCAACGCGGCCCUCGAGAAGUACGUGGUUCGAACUGUCGACCAGGCAGCUCUUGGCUUCAGCUUGUAUAGAUGCGUGUUGGCAGUGCCUCUGCUCGGGAUUAUGCUGGCCCUUGGCAUGGAGGACGUCUAUGAUGCUCUCCUCGCCAUUGUGAAUGCCAGCAACUACUGCCUGCUGGUGCUGGCGGUUUCGACCAUCUUCAGUGCUGCUGCUGGUCUCCUGGUCUUCACCCUCCAGGGCCGUGUCAGCGCCACGACAACACAGAUAGCAAGCUUGUGCUACAAGCUGGCGACCACUGCACUGUCGCUGGUGCUUUUUCCCGAGGCGCAGAGAGAUCUGGGUCUGUUGGCCUUCAUCGGCUACGGCCUCUCCACAGUCAGCGUGGCGCUGUACGCGCAGUUUGGCAAAACAAAUGCUUGA